Ochotona princeps (American pika) is the source of this 1402-nucleotide messenger RNA. RefSeq names its product cilia and flagella associated protein 96 (gene CFAP96). NCBI's taxonomy places the organism in Eukaryota, Metazoa, Chordata, Mammalia, Lagomorpha, Ochotonidae. The coding region runs from base 382 to 1314 and encodes 310 amino acids. The record is from RefSeq and is a predicted model, not a curated record. The transcript is spliced from 8 exons. Gene Ontology annotation, cellular component: centrosome.
AAUGGUGUCUCCUGUCCCCAGGACGACGCACCACAACAAUCCAAGAAUUCCACAGGGCGUAGUUCCUGGCGGGAAACGCUCCUGUGGGGCGCCUAGGGCCUUUGUCCCGGUUGCAGCCGACUUAACCCGGACUGGAGCUGCGAUGCUGUGAACCCGGUGGUGGGGUCAGGUGUCCUUCGGAGAGGUGACUUGGUCCUCGUGUACAGCAGGAGUUGCGUUUAGUAACCAUCCUCUGCUGUUUCCCUGGUGGGGAAGUUACCUCACCCCCUGAGGCCUGUCCUUUUUUCACCUUCCACCACACCUCAGCCUACCUUUCGAAGGGCAGCAGCCCUCAGGAUACCUGUAGAGUGGCCAGUAUAGAAAACACCACAGGAAGCAGCCAUGCCUCUCGAAGGAGGGAAAACAGACAUGGAGAGGAUUGGCCUCUUCAGUGAGAUGGAAUACAUUACUGUUGGUGAUAAAUAUGUGUCCCAAUUUAAUAGACCCUUCAAUGAGGCUGCAAGCAAGAACAGACAGAUAUUACCUGGGGGAUCCAAAGGAAUGUCCAGUCUCCAGGCAGGUUAUUUUGAUUCCCAAUUUGGAAGGAUUUUUGAAGGUGAAGGUUAUGUAAACCUGAAUCAAGUGAGGAGACAGCAUUUGAUGGAAGAAGCCAAAAAAAAUAUAAGCAAAGCCUUCCUUCCAAGUAGUGGGGAUAAAAAGCCAUGUGGAUUGGGAAGCUACUAUGGAACCAUAGGUGGUCCAAUUCCAUUCUUCAGUGCACAGUCAAAACCCAGAGAAAAAUAUGAGGUACCUGGAAAGAAUUUAUACACAAACCCAGGAAAAAAAGGAACUGGAUAUGGCUAUGCAAAUAUUACCAUAGGUAAACAAUUUUCACAUUCAGCUGAUUUGUAUGAUGCACCCAAAUUAAAUUAUAAGAAAGAGAAUGAAGAACACCAUCGUUUACUCAAAGGAACACCUUUCAAAUUAAAUCUGUAUCCAAGGGAUUAUUUUGACACCAAUCCUUACGCUUUUGAGAAAGCUCUGCCACCAAUUAAAAAAACGGAAAAGAAACAAUUGAUUCCAAACCCUUUUAAACCUUCUUCUCCUGGUAAAAAGGCUGGUGGCAUGAAGGCGGGAACAUUUGACCCUUAUCCAUCACAUUCGGCUGACCCUUACGUGGUGAAAUUGGUAAAAGGAAUUUCUGGCAAGGGUGAGAAGAUUUUCCAUCCACCAAGUGGACCAAAAAGCAGGCCAAUUGAAAGUAUAAUGACUUUGAAUGUCAAAAGGGCACUAAAUUCGAAGAACUACAAGACUGCCUCAGUACAAUCCUAUUAGCAACUGGGAGAAAAGUAACUUUGUUGCCCUGGUCAAGACUAUGUGGUAAAAAUGUAAGCUGUGUGAGAAAGAGCACAAGUAUUUAAAA